Molecule: messenger RNA, 1983 nt
Organism: Cryptococcus amylolentus CBS 6039
Lineage: Eukaryota; Fungi; Basidiomycota; Tremellomycetes; Tremellales; Cryptococcaceae
Exons: 3
Coding region: 1-1983 (660 amino acids)
Source: RefSeq, a predicted model, not a curated record
AUGCCCUCUCAGCCCGACGCCAACUACGACGUGUCUGACAGGUUUGAGGAAGACUUGGAAUCCAUAGCAAUAUCCCUUCGGGGUGCGUCUGGAUCCGCUUUUGGAGAGAUGGGGCAACAUGGCUAUUUGGACCCAGCAACCCAGCCAGUCGUUCAACAGCUCGUCACCCCGUCCCGUGUCCCUCAUGAACAGCCCCCAUAUCCUCGUGACUCUCCUGCCUUCCGGGCGCCCCCUUAUCAACCUUAUCCACCGGCCCCUAAUACCUACUCGGGCAACACGCUGCGCACCUUCGGGUCGUCUUCCUCCAUGGGAUUCGAGGCACUCAAUCAGCCCUCUCUCCAUUACAAGCACCCCAUUGACAAUGCUGGGAUUCCCGGGGCCAGUCACUUGCCGGGGACGGAGCAGGUCGGGGUCGGGAGCAGCGUCGUGGCGAAGAGAGGGCGGGAGAGUGAGACCAUGACGGCUUACAGUUCGAAGAAGAAGAGCGCUACGUUCGAUCAAUGGAGGGGGGAGUGGGGAGGUCGCCAGACAGUCGCUACUAUGGGCUCCGCUGCUGGCUCAACUGUCGCUCAUCAAGACCAAAGCAACCCACCGUCGACAUCCACUCCUUUCCCAAGCAGCAUCGACUCAAGCGCCGUUCCUCACCCCAUUGCGACGUCGGAUGCUUUCCCUUUCGGACCUCUCCAAUCCGGCUCAGGGAUCAAUACCACGCCGUCGGAGAUCCCGUCUCUUGGCUCUAGUGUGUCUGUCAAUACCUUCAGAUCUGCCGGUAUCGGGUCGAAGUUCAGUGACAAACAGCAAUGGGGCCCGCCGCCAGGCUUCUUGCGGCCACAACAAACUUCAGGGUUGGACAUGAUGGGAAGGGGGGGUGACUUCGACGUCGCGGGAAGGGACAUGGGGACCCUACAUCAGCAAGAUUCCGGGCAUGGGCGAGAGAUGGGGAUGGGAGGGGUUGGAAGGCCUGAGGGAGGUGCCUAUCAGCAAGCUCAGCACCAAGGGCCAACGGCGCACGUCCGACAACGUCCAUCCUCAGUGUCAGCUCUCAUGGCGCCAAAUCAGAACCAGCAGUCAGACAGUGGUAUCGGCCCCAGUUAUGUUCCCCCAUCUUAUUUCUUUGGCCUUCCUGAUCCGGAACAGCCAGUCGCACCACCAGCGCACAAUAGCAGCGCCGUAGCUGCACCCCACUUCGACCAGACGUUCCUUGAGGAUACCGCCUCUGCUCAAGCUGCCGGUCAUGCAUCAGCAUUGUCAGUAACUCUUCCUCAAAACUCAUCACAGUAUGCACACGGUUUGGCUGCCCCUCCAGCCGGUAGUGCGCCCGACGCUGCCAGCCGCUCAGCCGUCGCCGAGUUCAUGCAGCCCCCACCAACCAUCACUCAAGGUAAUACUCAAGAGCAAGCCGUUGCACCAUUCGAGCCAAGUGAUGCGCCACACCCAGGGCCCACACAUUUCUCCCCAUCAAAAUCUAAAGCUGCCAGCGACAAAGAAGCAUUGGGGUACGACAUCAUCGGCAUCGGGGAAACCUUUCCUCCCAGAUUCAACCAUACACCCGCGAUGGUGGAGGCCUUCAACACAUUAUUCAGCACCGUCUAUUCGGAUAUAUACGCUCAACACGAGAGGCAGACGCCACAGGAGAAUGCGGAGAAGAACUAUACAAAAACUGCGAAGGGUUUGCGUGAUAAGGGCGAGACUGAGGAGUGGUCUAUUCAUGAGGCGAUGAGGCAGACGGAGAUUAAGUCACAAGAUGAGGUUCGAGCGCUGCAGGAGAGUGCUCUGGCACAACAGCAAAUAGCAGAAAAUAUUCAGCAAGCUGGUCAAGUCGACCCGCCGGCACCAGCAGCUCACAGUCUUCCGCGGAAAUCACCCAAGGAACCGUAUCUGGCGACCACGGCUCAGCCGAGCAAUAUCAACUGCAACGGCACGAGGGAGAGUGGAAUGAGAGAAGUGGGAGUAUCAGGGGCGGAUCGGAGAUGGAUUGAUUGA